UUUUUUUUUCAGGAUUUUGCUGAUAUAUCUUCCUUCUCUGGUUUCUCUUCACUUUUUACAAGAUGUAUUUGGUGCAGAGCAAAGUGGGUGCCAUUGCCUGCAUGAUGCUUUCUCUCUUCUUGUUGGGCACUUGGCCUGCUUUUAUGACCUUAUUAGAGAGAAGAGGUCGGCUUCCUCAACACACUUACCUGGAUUUUUCCAUCACAAAUCUCUUAGCUGCUGUCCUCAUUGCUUUCACCUUUGGUCAGAUUGGUCCCAGCACACCAGACAUGCCAAAUUUCGUUACUCAGCUUUCUCAAGUGAACUGGCAAUGUGUUUUGUUAGCAAUGGUUGGUGGGAUAUUCCUCAGCAUUGGGAACCUCUCUAAACAAUAUUCUUGGGCUUUUGUUGGUCUUCCAGUGACAGAGGUAAUCGCUGCAAGCAUAACUGUUGUGAUAGGCACAACUUUGAAUUACUUCUUAGACAAUCGGAUUAACAAUGCUGCAAUUCUUUUUCCGGGUGUUGGCUGCUUCCUCAUUGCGGUUUUCCUAGGGUCUGCAGUUCACUUUUCCAAUUCAACCGAUAACAAAGCAAAGCUUCAUAAAAUUUCAGAUGGUUACAAGGAUGGAACAGGGACCGACAAAGAGUUCAAAGAACCUGCACUGAACAAUGGGGACAUGGAGAAUGGAAAUGUUGGUGUCAAUAAGCCCAAAGCUGGGACUGCAGACUAUCUCAUAGAGCUUGAAAACAAAAGAUCAAUCAAGGUUAUUGGAAAGAGUAUUUUGAUUGGUUAUGGCAUAACAUUCUUUGCUGGAGGUUGCUUAUCCCUCUUCUCACCAGCAUUUAAUUUGGCAACAAAUGACCAAUGGCACUUAAUGAAAGCCGGGGUUCCUCAUUUGGUUGUCUACACUGCAUUUUUCUACUUCUCAAUCUCUGGUUUCAUCAUUGCUAUCAUUCUAAAUAUCAGCUUCCUAUACCACCCCAUACUAAACUUACCCAGAACCACAUUCAAGGCUUAUCUGAAUGAUUGGAAUGGUAGACCAUGGGCCUUAUUCGCUGGGAUUCUGUGUGGGUUUGGGAAUGGUUUACAAUUCAUGGGAGGUCAAGCUGCAGGAUACGCCGCUGCUGAUGCUGUUCAGGCACUUCCUCUAGUGAGCACUUUUUGGGGAAUACUUCUGUUCGGAGAAUAUCGAAAGUCGUCCAAGAGAACAUAUAUCUUGCUAGUGAGCAUGUUAGCUAUGUUUAUUGCGUCUGUAGCAUUGCUCAUGGCAUCAUCUGGGCAAAGGAGUACCUGAAAAUGUGAGACCCAGAAUCAUAGCCCAUGGAAAAAAAUC
Telopea speciosissima is the source of this 1313-nucleotide messenger RNA. RefSeq names its product ureide permease 2-like. The transcript has 8 exons. Gene Ontology annotation, cellular component: membrane. The coding region runs from base 63 to 1274 and encodes 403 amino acids. Gene Ontology annotation, biological process: nitrogen compound transport. Gene Ontology annotation, molecular function: allantoin:proton symporter activity; uracil:monoatomic cation symporter activity. The record is from RefSeq and is a predicted model, not a curated record. Lineage: Eukaryota; Viridiplantae; Streptophyta; Magnoliopsida; Proteales; Proteaceae.